AUGCAGAUCGGGGCUUGCGAUCCAGUCCCGGAACUCGGGGAGAGUCUCGCCAUUGACACCGACACUGUCCAGAGCUGCGCUGCGCCUCUGACUAAUCAACGCAGGUCAACAGUGUAUUCCGGUAUUAGAUCAGCUAGACUGCAUCUCUUCCCCACACCCACACCCACCCCAACACCAACCGCACCCUUACUCCAGAGAACCCCACCGCACCGUUACUCAAGAGAACCCCACCGCACCCUUACUCCAGAGAACCCCACCGCACCCUUACUCCAGAGAACCCCACCGCACCCUUACUCCAGAGAACCCCACCGCACCCUUACUCCAGAGAACCCCACCCUUACUCCAGAGAACCCCACCCCACCCUUACUCCAGAGAACCCCACCCCACCCUUACUCCAAAGAACCCCACCGCACCCCUACUCCAGAGAACCCAACCGCACCCUUACUCCAGAGAACCCCACCGCAACCUUACUCCAGAGAACCCCACCCCACCCUUACUCCAGAGAACCCCAUCCCACCCUUACUCCAGAGAACCCCACCCCACCCUUACUCCAGAGAAUCCCACCCCACCGCACCCUUACUCCAGAGAACCCCACCCCACCCUUACUCCAGAGAACCCCACCCCACCCUUACUCCAGAGAACCCCACCGCACCCUUACUCCAGAGAAACCCACCGCACCCUUACUCCAGAGAACCCCACCGCACCCUUACUCCAGAGAACCUCACUGUACCCUUACUCCAGAGAACCCCACCCCACCCUUACUCCAGAGAACCCCACCGCACCCUUACUCCAAAGAACCCCACCCCACUCUUCCGAAUCAGCCAAUGCUUAGGUCCAUGA
Messenger RNA from Haliotis rufescens (red abalone), 840 nucleotides. Its product is annotated as extensin-2-like. Bases 1 to 840 code for a protein of 279 amino acids. The record is from RefSeq and is a predicted model, not a curated record. NCBI's taxonomy places the organism in Eukaryota, Metazoa, Mollusca, Gastropoda, Lepetellida, Haliotidae. The transcript has 2 exons.